GUCUGCGUGUGUGCGUGUGUGUGUGUUUGUGUGUGCGUGUGUCUGUGUGUUUAUGUGUGCCUGAAGUCCUGCAAGCCUCCAUUGGUUGCUCCAGAACCUGACAGACUACAGGGUCCAACACCAGCAGCUCCGUGACCCUCAGCUGCCCCCGCCCGUGGCGUUCCACCCCCAAUCUUGACCUGGUACAAAAACAAACGCAACCUUGCACAGGGAUCAGGUAUUGUAAUGAUACCAAAGUCGGGUCUUUACACAUUGAUCGAAUCACAACGGAGGACCAAGGCCUGUACACAUGCCGGGCAACCAAUGAGAGGGGAUCUGCCGAGAGUUCUGCCUACAUAUGGGUCAACAGCACCUUGGAGGCGUCAUCCCUGGAGAUCCCCACUCUCACGUGUAUCUGCGUGGUGGCCACCAUACUCUGGCUGAUGAUCACACUCUUCAUACGCAAGCUCAGACAGCCAGACCAUCCGCUACUAAACCAGAGUAUCUGUCAAUCAUCCUGGGCACGGGAGGGGGGACCAAUGGAGGAGCAGAGUGAGAGGCUGCAGUACGACCCCAGCCGAUGGGAGUUCCCCAGGGAGCAUCUCAAGCUAGAGAAGCCUCUGGGUCGGGGGGCCUUUGGGAAGGUCAUGCAGGCCUCAGCGUUCGGCAUGGACAACUCCUCCAGCUGCACCACCGUCGCCGUCAAGAUGCUCAAAGAGGGCGCUACAGACAGCGAACACAAAGCUCUAAUUACCGAACUCAAGAUCCUGAGCCUCAUAGGACAUCACCUGAACGUGGUCAACCUACUGGGGCCUGCACCAACCCCACAGGCCCACUGAUGGUCAUUGUGGAUACUGCCACUUUGAAUCUCUCAGCCUACCUUAAGAGCAAGAGAGACCAGUUUGAGCAACACUGGCCUGGACGCCCCAGCCGGCCUGUCCUCCUCCCCAAGGACCAGGCCGGGCCCGGGGCAGGGCAGGGGCCAGGCGCUGGCCCCGGGGCCCGGAGCAGAGGCUCAUCUUCAGGGCCGGGAAAGCAGCCUGACCAGGCAGAGUGCUGCAGCUCUCCCCUGCUGCUGGAGGACCUCAUCUCCUUCAGCUUCCAGGUGGCCCGUGGCAUGGAAUUCCUCUCCUCCCGCAAGUGUAUCCACAGAGACCUAGCGGCCAGGAACGUCCUGCUGUCUGAGGACCAGGUGGUGAAGAUCUGUGACUUCGGCCUGGCCCGGGAACUCUACCGAGACCCCCAUUACGUCCGCACGGGGGACGCGCGCCUCCCUCUUAAGUGGAUGUCCCCUGAGGCCAUCUUCGACAAAGUGUUCACCGCCCAGAGCGACGUGUGGUCCUACGGGGUCCUGCUGUGGGAGAUCUUCUCUCUGGGAGCGGCUCCGUACCCCGGUCUCCACAUCGAUGAGGAGUUCUGCCACCGGCUGAAGGCGGGGGGGACGCGCAUGCGGGCGCCAGACUACAGCACCCCUGACAUUUACAGCACCAUGCUGACAUGCUGGGAGGCUAACCCAACAGACCGACCAACAUUCACAGACCUAGUGGGAACACUUGGAGACCUGCUACAGCUAAGGGCUCAGGAGGACGGUAAGGACUACAUUCCCCUCGGGAGCUUCGCCCAUGGAGACGGGGUCGUCAGCCAGGCAGAGAGGCUUCUGACCAACCAAGCCGCUACACGCAGUCACCAACCUCAGUUACAUGAGGAAUAUGGCGCUGCUUCAGACCUUCGAAGAGCUACCUUACAAGGAACCAACAAGUCCUGAUGAGGAGCAGGGGGACAGCGGCAUGGUUCUUCCCCUCAGAGGAGCUCCAAAGUCUGGCUUGGAGCCCCGUGAAGAGCCAGGAACACAGCAGGUUCUUCACCUACUCCAAGUUUCCCAGGGCGUCGGGUGCCAGGGGACCCGAGACGUGACAUCACGGGUUCGCCAUGACAAUGAGCCAUCAGUCCUGCCGUGCGAUAGGGCGCCUGAGGAGGAAGAGGAGGAGGAAGAGGAGGAGGAGAUGGAGGGCGACCCUCCACCAGACUACCACUCGGUGUUCCUCUACCCUUCUGCCUAGCAUCCCCAGGUGUCUGAAGGAGGUCCUCAGCCUUGUUAAAACACGUCUUCUCUUCAAACUCUUCACAUCGAUACCUUCCUUUCAAUUUAGCAGUGAAGUGAAAAUUGAAAUAAGUGGAUGUAAUCUUUUGUUUGGUCUAUUGUUCCCUAUAUUACACGAUUCUGUUUUUAUGUAACACCAUGUUCAAACUUUUAUUUUUAUUACAUAGUAUCUUAGUUGUUUUUUUUGCGUUUCUUUGCCUACCUCAUUAUCUACCCUCUUAAAGUUCCUACACAAAAUGUAAACACGACUUUUCAAUUUAUAAAACCUUGACAUAAAAGAAAGUCUAUGGUAGAAAUACACAAAGCUUUGAGGGCAGAUAUAGAAAGUAAUAUAAAUAGCGGUUUCUUUCAUACCACCAGUGCUCAAAUGCUAGCGCAUUAUAUUUACACUGAACUUUAUCCUGAUGCUACAACAAGGCACUCAACCAACCCUUUCCAAGAGCAGCCAAUAGACUACCGUACUGUACUUGGCGUGUUUCACUGGACACUACAGAGCACCACAUUAUUGCUAUAUAGCACUCUUUAUUUAGCACACCAAUUCCUGGACUAGCUACUUCUUGUUAUUUAGCAGACUUGUAUGCUAGUGUUAUAUUUACUUCACUGGUACCUAUACUACUUAAGUGGUUUGUUUGAAAUAGUUUGUAGGCUUCAUCUAUAUCCAUAUGCUGGAAGAAAUUAAAUCCUACAUAAAAUAUAUGUAGGAGAGUUAGUUAUGAAUACAAUACAUAAAUGUUAUGUACACAUGAAUGCAUUUUAAUAUGCAAUGUUCAGUUGAGUUAUUAAUUAAAUGGACAAAUACACAGUAUAAUAAAAUCUGUGUUCAGCAUUUGA
Gadus morhua (Atlantic cod) is the source of this 2911-nucleotide messenger RNA. RefSeq names its product vascular endothelial growth factor receptor 2-like. Lineage: Eukaryota; Metazoa; Chordata; Actinopteri; Gadiformes; Gadidae. Gene Ontology annotation, biological process: cell surface receptor protein tyrosine kinase signaling pathway; protein phosphorylation; multicellular organism development. The record is from RefSeq and is a predicted model, not a curated record. Gene Ontology annotation, molecular function: transmembrane receptor protein tyrosine kinase activity; growth factor binding; ATP binding. Gene Ontology annotation, cellular component: plasma membrane; signaling receptor complex.